UUUAUGGUGUUCAUUUACAAUAUCAGCUAUUGCUUCGUUGCAUCAAGUCAAUUUAAAUAGUAUGAGUACACGCAAAGUUCAUUCACCUGGACCAAAUGAUAUUAUCUACUGGCGUUAUCAUUGGAAGAAGACAGAUCCUGUUAUGAUGGCGAGGAAAAUUGGUACAGUGAAUUGGGUUCUUCUACGUGAUAAACUUAAUGAAAUGAACCAAACACAUGACAAAGAAACUGAUCCUCAUGCUCUUCGUGCUCAGAUCAUUGCAUCUCAAGUAGAAAAUAUGACGAGGCAAUCAAUACCAAGUCAUCAAGACUACGAAAAAGAUGAAAAAAGUGUUGACAAAAUAAAUACAAAAUCGACUGCCUAUUGUGGAGGUCCCUACACAAAGGGAAUGACACCAGAAGAAAGAAAACAGUUCUUCAGAACAAAAUUAAAUCAAAAAGCACGAGAAGGAUUUCGUUUCUGGCUGACUGAAUGUCCAAAACCAACAAAAUUUGGCCAUUACUCGAUGGGAGCUAAAUAUACAUUUCUGGGCUUGUGCAAUGCUCCAAGAAGCUGAACGUUCUCUUAUCAUGUGGAUUCAUUAUUAACACACUACCAACUAAGAACGAAAUAUCCAAUUUAGUGAAAUCAUUGUGUUAAAUAAACAAUUAUAUGCCC
Messenger RNA from Trichobilharzia regenti, 657 nucleotides. Lineage: Eukaryota; Metazoa; Platyhelminthes; Trematoda; Strigeidida; Schistosomatidae. The record is from the annotation of a GenBank genome assembly.